AUGGAGAAUAAGAGGGAGUGGAUGAAGAAAUAUACAGGAAAGGUAUGUCCCAAAAUUUUAAAAAAGUUGAAAAAGGUAAAAACUGCUUCUAAUGCAUGUAUAGCUACACAUUCAGGGGACUGGAAUUAUGAGGUGAGAUGUAUGUAUGGGGAUAGGUACACUGUGAAUUUGGCUAGCAGAACUUGUAGUUGUAGAAGGUGGGAACUAAAUGGCAUUCCUUGUGCUCAUGCAAUAAGUGCUAUUGCUUUGACAAAGGAGUCUCCCGAGAACUUUGUUCAUGAAUGCUACUCAAAAGAGGCCUAUAUGAAGGCAUAUGGGCCUAUAAUAUAUCCUCUCAAUGGUGAGCAUUUGUGGAAGGAUUUGAAACAGGGGCCUAUCCUACCACCUGAAACCAUCAAGCUUCCUGACCGGCCAAAGAAGGUAAGAAGAAGAGAGCCAGAUGAGCCACCAGCUACAACAACUUCUCGAGGACAAACAAAGAGACUGUCUAGAGUUGGUCUAAUGGAUUAUAAGUGCAGAAAGUGUAAACAGAAGGGCCACAAUAGUAGGAAGUGUCCAAGCAGUCAUGAUCAAGAGAAUGUCCAGCAACAAGCUACUGCGAUUACAAGUAGCUCUCAAUCACAACAGCAGACUCCCAACACUAUGAAUCCUGGUGCAAACAAGCAGUCCCAACCUCAGCAGUCCAAUUUCACACCUGAAGCAGUUUUUGGUGCAAGUGGCUUGGAGACUGAUACAAAUGACCAAGUCUUGUUUGAUCUCAUCAGUCAAAUCCCAGAUCAACCUACAACCAGCCAACCACCUACUUCAACAUUGACAACAAAGAAUGCAACAUCUCCAGUUCAUGUUUCUCUACUUGUUCAUACUAAUAAUAGCAUGUUGACUUCUUUCUAUACUAUUAUUUAUUUACUUGAAUUUCUGGUUGCCAAUUGUUAG
Messenger RNA from Coffea arabica (coffee), 933 nucleotides. Lineage: Eukaryota; Viridiplantae; Streptophyta; Magnoliopsida; Gentianales; Rubiaceae. The record is from RefSeq and is a predicted model, not a curated record.